CCUCUCCGCCGCCGCUCCGGAGGACGGUCCCGCUGUGAAGAGGAUGGCUGUGACCUUAGAGCAGGCCCAGCGGGUGGGCUACACCUUCCUGAAGGCACUCCUCAGGUUCGCUUUUAUGGUCGCCAAUAACCUGGUCGCUAUUCCGUCCUACGUCCUGUAUUUAAUUGUCCUGCAGCCUCUGCGAGUGUUGGAUAGCGAGAGCUUCUGGUACAUCGAAGGAGUGUUGUUUAAAUGGCUCUUAGCUAUGGUGGCUUCCUGGGGCUGGUGGGCAGGAUACACAGUAGUGGAAUGGGGUGAUGAUGUUAAAGCGGUAUCAGAAGAUGAAGCUGUGGUGCUGGUGAACCAUCAAGCAACGGGUGAUGUCUGCACUCUGAUGAUGUGCCUUCAGGAUAAAGGCACGGUGGUCCGUCAGAUGAUGUGGCUGAUGGAUCAUAUUUUUAAGUAUACUAAUUUUGGCACUGUCUCAUUAAUCCAUGGAGACUUCUUUAUAAGACAGGGAAAAGCACACCGUGACCAGCAGCUUGUGUUACUCAAGGAGCACCUAGAAAAGUAUUACCGGAGCCGCAAUCGGAAAUGGAUUGUUUUAUUUCCAGAGGGUGGCUUUCUUAGGAAAAGGAGGGAAACAAGCCAGGCUUUUGCCAAGAAAAACAAUUUGCCAUUUCUUCAGCAUGUCACCCUACCAAGACUCGGGGCAACUCAAGUGAUUCUGAAAACGCUUGUGGCUCCACAAGAAAAUGGAACUCCUGCAGGUGGAGAUGCUGUGAUAAAAGAGAGCAAAUCAAAAGGUCUCCAGUGGGUGAUAGAUACAACCAUUGCAUAUCCCAAAGGUGAACCUAUAGACAUCCAAACCUGGAUUCUUGGCUACCGACAACCAACAGUCACACAUGUACACUACAGGAUUUUUCCAAUUAAAGAUGUACCUGCAGAGCCUGAAGCUCUCUCACAAUGGCUGUAUCAACGAUUCAUUGAAAAGGAGGAUCUCUUGACCCAUUUCUAUGAAACAGGAGCUUUUCCUCCACUGCAGGGUCAAACGAAAGCUGUUUCUCGGGAGAUGACCCUCAGCAAUCUGUGGCUAAUCGGCAUACAAUCACUUGCAUUCUUGUCAGGCGGUAUGUGGUACUGCAUCUUACAGUAUUUUUAUCAUUGCCUAUUUUAAAAGUGGAAUGGGACCUGAGGACACAGUGGGAAUCGAGGCUCUUGCAAAUGAGUACCAUGUUGUAUGUGCAAAUGUGAGUAUACAAGAGUAAAGGAGAAUACUGGACGGACUCUUACCUCUCUUUGGAGAAAUUUUAAACUCCACUGAAGAAGAUCAGUAACAUAGUGACCUGAUGAUGUAUUAUUUUAAGAAUUGUCUGUAUUUUUAAAAAGUGUAUACUCUCACCCACACUUAAGCAAAUUCAGCAUUUGGACAAAAGGUGCAAUCGUACAACCACCAUAGAAGAAUGUCUGCAACAAGAAAACUGUCACCUAAGUAUUUCUUGGCGUUGUAGUUAGAGUUCAGAAAACUCAGCAACUUGUCUCUUCAGUAGUCUGUGCAGCAUUGGUGUGGUAGAGAUUCCUCAUUUGCACAAACGUGUGCUUUACUGCAGCUCAUUGUGCUGGAGCCAGAGACAUCAGCGGAGCUGAUGGCAGCAUCUUUGCCACUGCUCAGUCAGCAGUUGUUGUCUCAAACCAAGACCCCAACAGGGUCCUGUUCAGGUGUGUUUUGUGAGGAAUCAGUCCUUAAAAAAGCAUUGCCUCAUCAUAGUGUGAUUAGAAGUUAUUCAUAUUUGAUGAAUCAGCCCAUCCCUGCUGUGGUCUUACCAUCAGCUAACCAAAUUCUGUGUGCUACCCGUAGUUCAUAUUAUGAGGAAGCCUGGAAAAUACUUGUCACUUAAUCUGUUUCUCCCUUUGUUCAGAAUACAUCUAGUUGAUCAUUGUCACUUUUCUAAAUGCACUUUUAAAGGUGAAAAUACAGUGAAAGAAAGACAGAGGGAGUAGGGGAAAGCUUUAUCUGCCAUGCAUUGACCAAUUGCCAGAGCAAUGCCAGCUGUUUCUGAAGGUCUGCUGGUGCUGCUGGUGAUUUUUAGCCACCUUUGUACUUUGUAUACUGCAGUCCAACCAAGGUGACCUUUGAGUGGUUUAUAGAGGCCUUUUUCUCCCCUGCUAGUUGCAAUAGCACUAAAUGUACUUGGGAGAAUUUAAAUGAUUCAAUGCCAACCAUCUUAAUGUUUUGCUAAGAAAUAACAGAGGAAAACUAGUUUCUUAGAAAAAUACAUAUUAAAAAAAAAAAGUAGGUGUAAUUGCUACCAUGAAUCUAUGUGAGGAUAUCACUACAAAAGAAAAGAAAAAGCAAUGGUAAAUCAUCUGAGUGACUAUAUGAAGGGCAGUAUUAAUUAGCUCACCAGCAUGCUAAAAAUCAUAAUGAAAUAAUGUGUUCAUUUUAAAGGCAAACCAGAAGUUCAGCUCCAUUUUCAGAUGUAUAAUACAAGAUACUUUCAAAAGGGAGUUUGCAAUGUGUGUCCUGACCCUGGCUGGUCUUGUUGGCAUUGUCUUUGUGUGAUUAUACACAGAUUUGAGAUAGCUGUUCCUAAAAUAAAAUUAAUCUCUCUAAAUACGAGCAGGAGAGCCAGAACUUGAGGUGUGGCAUGCUGCCUUUUAUAUGUUGAUUUUACUGAGAAUCAAGUAAGCCCUCAGUGGUUUUGGCUCUGAGUUAGUAAUAUUGAUCACCCUUCUCCUGCUAUAUGAAUCUGUGGGUGGCAUGCAGAAACAAACUCAGUCAGUGGUUCCUUUGGAGGAACGGGAUGAGCAUACUAAAAUAUGAGGCAGUGCUGAUUUCCCAGAUGUAAUUGAAAAACCCUUUGUCAAAUUUGCCACUUCUCUUUCUCUCUGAAAUCAGUUUUAUCUUAAAGUAGGUCUGUGAUGGCUGUGAAACCAUAGGCCAUGACAGGUUCCCCCAGUCUGUGAGUCCCCUCAUGCACUUAUGUAUCACUGCAGUGGGAAGGCAAAGGACAGCAUUUAUCUAGAUAGAGCCUUAAUAUUUUAUUUAAGAUGCUGUCUCUAAAUCCCACCUGUCUUACACCUAGCCCCAUACCUGAAUGCUGCCAUAACAUAAAUCCACUCGAGAAGAGGUAUGCUCUGAAAAGGGAGCAUAACUUCUUUUCUGUUGCUCUUGCUAAAUCGCAGCUGAUGGGAUGAAUGUAUUUCAUCUGCCUUUUUCCAGGCAGGUUCUGGGGCAGCCCCAUCAGGUGUGAGCGAUUAGUCUGCAGCACCUGGGCACAAAUGGACUCUCAAAACUGCAAAAUGCAGGUGGUGAGCUAAUUAUCUCUGUCCUCCACGGAGUGGGUUGAUCAGAGCACAGAGAUGCCCUUAUUUUACAGCUGUUUUAAUACGAGAUAGAACAGACUGGAGUGAUAAUAUAAGCAGAUUGCACAGCAGUAACUUGCAUCAGGAGGCUGUUUGUAAUAGGCCCAGUAAACUCCAUGUAAGAGCAUAUGCUUUCUUUUUUUUUUUUUUUUUUUGCAAUGCAGUAUUUUUUCAAAUGGAUUGCAGUCAAUAAUUAGUGUUCACACACUGCCUGAAGAAAUUAGUAAUGCGCAGUAAUGUUUCAGGUAAUCCUUUGGUUUAUCUGGUCCUGUGUAUUUUCAGUUAGUUCCUUUAUAGUUCUCACUAUUGUGAGACAUCUGUUUGAAAGCACUGAAUGUUGUUUUGAGAGGUUGAGUAAAUAGUAUUAGGUCUUAGGCCUCUUUCCUACCUGCACUGCAAUAUGUAAGCAGUGUUGUCUCUCGCUCCGGCUGAGCUGCUGUAGGUGACAGAUGAAACUGAAGAAAAUCCAAGGUACCCUCCCAGCAUCAACUUGAAUGCUACUUUAUGACAGAAUAAGUUUUUCUGUUAAGGGAAAAACACCAUGUGGGAAAUUCUGCACUAAAAACACUGUGCUGGUGAAGGCUAGAGCUUGGCAGGCUCUUGUAAAACAUUGGAUCCCUGUGGGUUCCAGCUGGGUCAUACCUUCUGGCAUUGGCAGGGGUACAGCUGGGGCGAGUGUUGUGCUGCUGCAUCCAAGGGUUUCCUCUUCUGAAGAGUUCAACCUGCAUUUGAUAAAAAUGUUUAUGAACCGUGCAGUUGAUCACAAAAUGGUUAAUUACUGUGAUUUUAAAUGUGUGUUAGGAGAAA
Phasianus colchicus (ring-necked pheasant) is the source of this 4152-nucleotide messenger RNA. RefSeq names its product lysophosphatidylglycerol acyltransferase 1 (gene LPGAT1). The record is from RefSeq and is a predicted model, not a curated record. Gene Ontology annotation, biological process: phosphatidylinositol acyl-chain remodeling. Gene Ontology annotation, molecular function: acyltransferase activity. Gene Ontology annotation, cellular component: endomembrane system; endoplasmic reticulum. NCBI's taxonomy places the organism in Eukaryota, Metazoa, Chordata, Aves, Galliformes, Phasianidae.